AUAAGUUUUCUGGUGAUGUUGCUGACUUUUUUUUUUUGACAGAUUCCGAUUUCUCUCCUUCACGGUGUUCUGAAAGUUGGAACUGGGUGAAUGAGUCAAUACCAUACAAUGUCUUACAGAGGUUGUAACUUCAUCACAAGCUCCCAACGUUCACUUGCGAGUUUGAACUUUUUAUAGCCGUUAUAGACACCCGUCCAUUCCCCACUCUCUGCAUUUAAAAUUUUCAACGCCGCCCUGCUCCACCACCUUCAGAAGCCAUCAAUCUCUGCCCGCCUCAAGACACAAUCUCCAUCUCCAUCCAAGACCAGCAGCCGCCGGCGAGUUCGACCAGCAGCGUCCCAUGGCCCUCCGCGCGCUCGACAACACACUGCCCGCCGCCGUGGAGGAGCGCCCCAAGAAGGUCCCCAAGCUGGCCGCCGCCCCCGUCCCCGCCGUCCAGGCCGCCUCUCCCGGGAGCGGCAAGAAGAAGAAGAAUGACGAGAACUCGGCGCCCAGGGCCACAGCCGCAGCAGGGGAGCAGGCCGUGGAGUACAUCCCGUCGGAGGAGUUAGAGGCGGCGACAAACCCCAAGGCCAAGGCCGCGGGAUUGGUUGCGGAGCUGGACUCCAAGGACUGGGUCAGGACCUGCGAGGCGCUGAACGACACGCGCCGCCUCGCGAUCCACCAUUCCGCCCUCCUGAACCCGAUUCUGGUGAAGGUGAUGCUGGCGAUCGUGAAGACGAUGAAGAACCCGCGCAGCGCGGUGUUGAAGACGUCCAUAAUGGCCUGCACCGACAUAUUCUACUCGUUGGGCAACCUCCUGUCCUCCGCCUCCGACGAGGCCUUCGACAAGCUGCUGCUCCAGCUCCUGCUGAAAGCGUCCCAGGACAAGCGGUUCGUGUGCGAGGAGGCCGAGAAGGCAAUGCGCGCGAUGGCGGCAUCGAUGCCUCCCCUUCCCCUGCUCAAGAAGCUCAAGGCGUACGUCCACCACGCCAACCUCAGGGUCAGGGCCAAGGCCGCCGUCGCCAUCUCCCACUGCGCCUCCAGGAUGGACAUUGAGGCGAUGAAGGAGUUCGGGAUGUCGGCGCUACUGAAGGUCGCGGCGGAUCUGCUGAACGACCGGCUGCCAGAGGCACGCGAGGCCGCCCGGAGCGUGGUGGGCUCGAUGCACUCCGCCUUCGCCAAGGAGGCCGCGGCGAGGGAGGAGGACGGGCCCGCCGUGGCCGCGUCCUGGGAGAGCCUCUGCUCGCUCAGCUUGCCGCCCAUGUCCGCGCAGGCCGUCGCCAAGAUCGCCUCUUCGCAGUUGAUUGCUUCAAGGGAUCAGAAUCCUCGUCUUCUUUAUCCGUCCACGUCUGCGUCACGCAGCAUUCGGCUACCGCUGCUUGCGCAGUUGAACGGUGGGCGUGCUGUGGGAUCGAUGGACGGCAGCAAGAACGUCGAGCGGCCGCACGGCGCUGCCGCCGAGGAGGAUCCUGGCCGUCACGGUGCUCCGGUGGUGGAUGAAGCGGACGGCGACGAGAAGGCGCCUCGCCGGAGCAGGCGGGUCACUUCCCUCGACGUGUUCCGUGGCCUCACCGUCGCUCUGAUGAUACUGGUGGAUGGCGCCGGCGGCGAGUGGCCGGUCAUCGGGCACGCGCCGUGGAACGGCUGCAACCUCGCGGACUUCGUCAUGCCCUUCUUCCUCUUCAUCGUUGGAAUGGCCAUUCCCCUCUCCCUCAAGAGAAUUCCAGACCGUGGUAGAGCUGUGAGGAGAGUAGUCAUAAGGACACUGAAGCUGCUCUUUUGGGGGAUCCUGUUGCAAGGUGGUUACUCCCAUGCUCCAGAUGAACUGACUUAUGGGGUCGACAUGAAGCACGUAAGAUGGGGUGGUAUUCUCCAGAGGAUUGCUCUUGCAUACUUGGUAGUUGCAAUCCUAGAAAUCGUAACAAAAGAUGCGAAGGUUCAGGAUCAGUCAAGUUCAGGCUUCUCUAUUUUCAGGAUGUACUUCUCCCAAUGGAUUGUUGCAUGCUGCAUUCUAGUGAUUUAUCUGUCCCUUGUUUAUGGGAUUUAUGUUCCUGACUGGGAAUUCAGAGUGCGAAAUGUUGACAGCCCAAACUACGGCAAAGUUUUGACAGUGACGUGUGGUACAAGGGGAAAAUUAAACCCUCCUUGCAAUGUAGUAGGUUACAUUGACCGCAAAGUUCUUGGCAUCAACCACAUGUACCAGAAACCAGCAUGGAGAAGGCACAGGGCCUGCACUGAUGCUUCCCCACAUGAGGGGCCUUUUAAAAACGAUGCCCCAGCAUGGUGUGUUGCGCCAUUUGAACCUGAAGGGAUACUGAGCUCACUUUCGGCGGUGUUGAGUACGAUCAUCGGGGUGCACUACGGACAUGUGCUUGUCCAUAUGAAGAGUCAUAGGAACAGGCUGAAGCAGUGGAUUACCAUGGGCAUAUCUCUUGUUGUUCUUGGAAUCAUUCUACAUUUUUCGCAUGCAAUUCCGCUUAACAAACAGCUCUACACAUUCAGUUACAUCUGCGUCACUGCUGGUGCUGCUGGCGUUGUGUUCUCCAUGCUCUACUUCUUGGUUGACAUCCUGAACCUGCGCUACCUUUUCGCGCCGCUGCAGUGGAUCGGCAUGAACGCGAUGCUGGUGUACGUGAUGGCCGCGGAAGGCAUCUUCGAGGGGUUCCUGAACGGGUGGUACUACGACGGCACCAACAACACGCUGGUUUACUGGGUGAGGAAGCAUGUGUUCGUGCGCGUGUGGCACUCCACCAGGGUCGGCAUCCUCCUCUACGUCCUCUUCGCGCAGAUCCUCUUCUGGGCUCUCGUGUCCGGGCUGCUUCACCGCGCUGGCCUCUACUGGAAGCUUUAGCGACGAUCAUACAUACAGGAUGCCUCAAAUUUGUUUAAAUCAGAUUUGCACAGGAUACCUCAAACUCAAAAUCAAAUGCGCAGUUGCAAGGAUAA
Messenger RNA from Phragmites australis (common reed), 2928 nucleotides. RefSeq lists its product as uncharacterized. Lineage: Eukaryota; Viridiplantae; Streptophyta; Magnoliopsida; Poales; Poaceae. The record is from RefSeq and is a predicted model, not a curated record. The transcript has 18 exons. Bases 341 to 2833 code for a protein of 830 amino acids.